Messenger RNA from Arabidopsis arenosa, 2552 nucleotides. The record is from the annotation of a GenBank genome assembly. Lineage: Eukaryota; Viridiplantae; Streptophyta; Magnoliopsida; Brassicales; Brassicaceae.
AACAUGACUUUUGCUCAAUCAGUUUGUCACAACAAUCUUUAGCCGGUUGUCAUCAUGUGGCCAUUGCCGAGGAAUCGAGCGAUGGCAAAUUCCGACAUGAAGGUACCAAUCGUUAAGUCGUCUUUAGUUGUGGAGGCUAUGCACAUGUCAAGAAAGAAACUUGGUGUGUACAAUGAGAGCAGAGGAGAUUCAGAGACUGCAAAAGCUAGAGCAGAAGCGGGAUUGUUCGAGGUAAAGAAGUCGGUGGAGGAGCUCGCAUUACUUAUAGAGAUGUCGAAUCGUAGUCCGGAGUUAAAGAAAAAAGAUAUUGAAGUGUCGAAGAUCGAAGAGAAGUACGCGGAAGUUAUGAGAGUUUUGGAGGCUGUGAAAGAAGAAGUGAGUGAAGUGAAGCUUAAUGUAGCAUCUGUUUUGGGAGAGAGAAUUGCAGCGGAGAAAGAAGUCGAAGAAUUGCGGUUUAAGACGGAAGGGAAUUUGAAAUUGUUGGAGAGUCUUAAGAAGGAAAUCGAGGUUGCGAAUGAGGAGCAUUUGAUGGCUGCAUUGGGAAAGAUUGAGGCGUUGAAGGGAUAUAAAGAGAUAGAAAGGCAGAGAAAAAGGAGAGCUAUAGAGGUUUUGGAUUUGUUGGUGGAAAGAAAUAAGAGAAUCAAGAAAAUGUUGGACGAGGCGGAAAGAUUGAAGGAUAUUGAGAAUGAGUUGUUUGAGACGAAUUCGGAUGUUGAGAUGUUGGAAAUACAGUUAAAGCUUUUCAAGAAAAUGGAGAGGAGAGUUCAGGGGAGAGGCAAUAGCAUGUCGAGAUCAAACCGGUCUUUUGGAAGAGGGAAGUAUAGUUUAUCGGUGUUGAAAGAAGUGACUGAAGCGACUGAAGCGAGAAAGGAGGAACUUGCUUCUGUUAAUGUAGAAAUCUAUAGGAUCAUGACGGUAAUGGACGCGUUGAGGAAUGAGAUUAUCCGAGCCAAAGAUGAAACAGCUUGCCUAGAAAAACUCUUAAGGAAAGAUGAUGUUAAGAUUCAGAAACUUAACUCAAAUAUGCUUAUCGAAAGAUCGAAGUUGGAAGCGGUAUCUAUAGCCGAAGAAAGAAUUAGUUCUCUUGCUGACAAUUUAGUUGGUUCGCUUGAGAAGUUAAAGAAAAGUAAAAAAGCUGCAAAGAAAGAAGAGUUCCUUCUCAAAGAAGAGAAGACGGUUACAAAGGCGGAAACACAGAAAACCAAAAUCGAAAUAGAUAAAAAAGAAAGAGAACUGAUUUCAAAGUUGGAUGAGCUUGAAAAAGUGAAGCAUACUGAGGCUUUAGUGCUUGAGAAGCUUGAGACUCUAGUAGAAGACACGAUGGAGAGCCGCGAAAUGGAGUCUGAACAUUGUUCAACAAUAACAAUCUCGAGGUUUGAGUACGAGUAUUUGAGUAAACAUGCUUAUCAAGCAGAAGAAACCGCAGAGAAGAAAGUUGCAGCAGCAGAGGCGUGGGUGGAAGCACUCAAGGCUAGCACCAAAUCGGUUCUGAUGAAGUCGGAUACUUUGAUGAGAGAAAGUGAAAUGAUGAGAGUGGAAGAAGAGAAAGAAUUGUUUAGGAUGGAAAGGUCAUUGGCGACGAAGAGAUUGGUGGAGGGCGAGAUUCAGAAGUUUAAGCAGAACUCGGAAGCCGAAGGCUAUAUUUCUCCCAAAGCAGUUGAAAAAUUCACACCGGUACAACGUGGGAAGCCAAGAAGAUAUUCAUCUGCAGGGACUCCAACUUUCUUUAAAUAUAACAUGAGGAGGCCAAAGUCAUCUCGCAUCAGGAUGCAACCUGUUCGGUCUAAUCAUCCUCCGCCGAGCAAGAAGGAGGGGGCCUCUUCAUUGGAAACAGCUCUGAACGUUUUUUGGAACAAUCAAAGGGAGCAACUAGGAAACUUUGCAGAUCAAACUUAUUUGCCGCUAUCUAGGGUCAGAAAGAUUUUGAAAUCCAAUCCUGAAGUCCAGAAGAUAAGCUGUGAUGUUCCUGCCUUGUUUUCGAAAGCUUGUGAAUACUUCAUUCUAGAGGUAACAUUACGAGCAUGGAUGAAUACUCAAUCAUGCACUCGUCAGACCAUCCGGCGUUGUGAUAUCUUCCAGGCCGUAGAGAACUCAGGAACUUAUGAUUUCCUGAUUGAUCGUGUUCCUUUUGGACCGCACUGUGUCGUCCAUCAGGGUGUGCCACCUCCUGCUGAAAUGAUUUUGCCGGACAUGAAUGUUCCAAUCGAUAUGGACGAGACUGAGCAGGAGAAUCUGACUGAAGAGUGCUCUAUCAAUAAUAGAGGGUUUGACCUCAACUCUGAUCUCCAGGUAGUUUUCUUUGAACUUCUAUUCUUGCAAUCAUUGUAGAUUGUUAUGCACUAAGAUGACUAUAUAGGCAAUAUAUUGUUAAAGAACCCAUUUAGAAAAGAACACACAUUGUAGCUUCAAUAUUACAUCAAUCCAUGAGCCAUUUGCAGUAUUUGGUUCAGUGAAGGAUUUCAAUUUGAGCUUUUGUUGUUUUUGGAGUUGUUAGUUGAUACUUUUGGUUAGCUAUUGCAGAGUAUAUAAACUAAGAAAGCAUUUGGUUGUUU